This is a messenger RNA of Ahaetulla prasina, 6139 nucleotides long. Its product is annotated as myosin-6-like. Lineage: Eukaryota; Metazoa; Chordata; Lepidosauria; Squamata; Colubridae. The record is from RefSeq and is a predicted model, not a curated record. Gene Ontology annotation, cellular component: myosin complex. The transcript has 42 exons. Gene Ontology annotation, molecular function: cytoskeletal motor activity; actin filament binding; ATP binding. The coding region runs from base 75 to 6026 and encodes 1983 amino acids.
CAGAGCGAGACACCUCCAGCCAACCUCGGUUUCUCUUUUGUUCCGUCGUUCGCUCCUGCACGCUUCUUAAAAGAAUGGGUGAUGCAAUGAUGGCCGAAUUCGGGGCAGCAGCUCCUUACCUUCGCAAGUCGGACAAGGAACGCCUGGAAGCCCAGACUCGGCCCUUCGACAGCCGGAGCGAGUGUUUCGUGCCCGACGAGAAAGAGGAAUUUGUCAAAGGCAAAGUGAUGAGCCGGGAAGGGGGCAUGAUGACCGUGCAGACGGAGAACGGCAAGACAAUGACGGUGAGGGAGGCUGACGUCCACCAGCAGAACCCUCCCAAAUUCGACAAGAUCGAGGACAUGGCCAUGCUGACAUUUCUGCACGAGCCGGCUGUGCUCUACAAUUUGAAGGAACGCUACGCCUCCUGGAUGAUCUACACGUAUUCAGGUCUCUUCUGUGUGACGGUCAACCCAUACAAAUGGCUCCCCGUCUACAACGCUGAGGUUGUGGCUGCCUAUAGGGGGAAAAAGAGGAGCGAAGCCCCUCCCCAUAUCUUCUCAAUCUCCGACAACGCAUAUCAGUACAUGCUGACAGAUCGAGAAAACCAAUCUGUCCUCAUCACUGGAGAAUCCGGUGCCGGGAAAACGGUCAACACGAAAAGGGUCAUCCAAUACUUUGCCAGCAUCGCUGCCAUUGGGGACCGCAAAAAAGAAGCCGCCAACUCCCCCAAGGGGACGUUGGAAGAUCAAAUUAUCCAGGCCAACCCUGCCUUAGAAGCCUUCGGCAACGCCAAAACUUUGAGGAACGACAAUUCUUCCCGUUUUGGUAAAUUCAUCCGAAUUCACUUCGGGGCAACCGGCAAGUUGGCGUCCGCUGAUAUUGAGACAUAUCUCUUAGAGAAGUCUCGGGUGAUUUUUCAGCUGAAAUCUGAGAGAAAUUACCACAUCUUCUACCAGAUCUUGUCCAACAAGAAGCCAGAACUUCUGGAUCUCCUGUUGGUCACCAACAACCCUUACGACUACCACUACGUCUCCCAAGGAGAAGUAACGGUAGCCUCCAUCGAUGACUCCGAAGAGCUAAUGGCUACCGAUAGUGCCUUUGACGUUCUGGGCUUCACCCCUGAGGAAAAAGUGGGUGUCUACAAGCUGACGGGCGCCAUCAUGCACUACGGGAACAUGAAGUUCAAGCAGAAGCAGCGUGAAGAACAGGCUGAGCCUGAUGGGACUGAGGACGCAGAUAAAUCGGCCUACUUGAUGGGUCUCAACUCGGCCGACUUGGUCAAAGGGCUGUGUCACCCCCGAGUGAAGGUUGGCAAUGAAUAUGUCACCAAAGGGCAAAAUGUCCAACAGGUGUAUUAUUCCAUCGGGGCCCUGGCCAAGUCCGUGUAUGAGAAAAUGUUCAGCUGGAUGGUAGUCCGAAUCAACAAUUCUUUGGAGACCAAGCAACCUCGGCAGUAUUUCAUUGGCGUGCUGGACAUAGCAGGAUUUGAGAUCUUCGACUUCAACAGCUUUGAGCAGCUCUGCAUCAACUUCACCAACGAGAAGCUGCAGCAGUUCUUCAACCAUCACAUGUUCGUGCUGGAACAAGAGGAGUACAAGAAGGAAGGCAUCGAAUGGGUGUUCAUCGACUUUGGCAUGGACCUCCAGGCCUGCAUUGACCUCAUUGAGAAGCCUCUGGGCAUCAUGUCCAUUCUGGAAGAAGAGUGCAUGUUCCCCAAAGCCAGCGACAUGACCUUCAAGGCGAAACUCUACGAUAACCACCUGGGCAAGUCCUCCAACUUCGGAAAAGCCCGCAACACCAAGGGGAAACCCGAGGCGCAUUUUGCCCUGGUCCACUACGCGGGCACCGUGGACUACAACAUCAACGGGUGGUUGGAGAAGAACAAGGACCCCCUCAACGAGACCGUGGUGGGCCUCUUCCAGAAGUCGGCCCUGAAGCUUCUGGCUACCCUCUUCUCCAGCUACGCUGGUAACGAAGCGGGCGGAGAAGGCGGGAAGGGCAAAGGGUCCAAGAAGAAAGGCUCCUCCUUCCAGACGGUCUCAGCGCUUCACCGGGAGAACCUCAACAAAUUGAUGGCCAACCUCAAGACCACCCACCCUCAUUUUGUGCGGUGCAUCAUCCCCAACGAGCGAAAGGCCCCUGGUGUGAUGGACAACCCUUUGGUAAUGCACCAGUUACGUUGCAACGGAGUGCUGGAGGGAAUCCGGAUCUGUCGGAAAGGAUUCCCCAACCGGAUCCUCUACGGGGAUUUCAGGCAAAGGUACCGGAUCCUGAACCCGGCGGCCAUUCCGGAGGGUCAGUUCAUCGACAGCCGGAAGGGGGCCGAGAAACUUCUAGGCUCCCUGGACAUCGACCACAACCAGUACAAAUUUGGACACACCAAGGUGUUUUUCAAGGCGGGGCUGCUGGGUCACCUGGAGGAAUUGCGCGAUGAACGGUUGUCCAGGAUUAUCACCCGCAUCCAAGCCCGGGCAAGGGGCCAACUCAUGCGCAUUGAGUUCCGGAAGAUCAUGGAGCGGAGGGAUGCCUUGCUUAUUAUCCAGUACAAUAUCCGGGCUUUCAUGGGGGUGAAAAAUUGGCCUUGGAUGAAGCUGUUCUUCAAGAUCAAACCUUUGCUGAAGAGCGCGGAAACCGAGAAAGAAAUGCAGACGAUGAAAGAGGAAUUCGUGAGGCUGAAAGAAGCUUUGGAGAAGUCGGAAACCCGGAGGAAGGAGCUGGAGGAGAAGAUGGUUUCGUUGCUCCAGGAGAAGAACGACCUCCAGUUGCAAGUCCAAGCUGAACAGGACAAUCUGAACGACGCCGAGGAACGCUGCGACCAGCUGAUCAAGAACAAGAUCCAGCUAGAGGCCAAGGUAAAAGAGAUGACCGAGCGGAUAGAAGACGAAGAGGAAAUGAACGCCGAACUGACCGCCAAGAAGCGGAAGCUGGAAGACGAAUGUUCGGAACUCAAGAAGGAUAUUGAUGACCUGGAGUUGACCUUGGCCAAGGUGAAAGAGAUGACCGAGCGGAUAGAAGACGAAGAGGAGAUGAACGCCGAACUGACCGCCAAGAAGCGGAAGCUGGAAGACGAAUGUUCGGAACUCAAGAAGGAUAUUGAUGACCUGGAGUUGACCUUGGCCAAGGUGGAGAAAGAGAAGCAUGCCACGGAGAACAAGGUGAAAAACCUGACCGAAGAAAUGGCCGGUUUGGAUGAGAUCAUCACCAAACUGACCAAGGAGAAGAAGUCCCUCCAGGAGGCCCACCAACAGGCCCUGGAUGACUUCCAGGUUGAAGAAGACAAAGUCAACAGCCUCAGCAAAGCCAAGAUGAAGCUGGAGCAGCAAGUGGACGAUCUGGAAGGCUCUCUGGAACAGGAGAGGAAAAUCCGGAUGGAUCUCGAGCGGUCCAAAAGGAAAGUGGAAGGAGACCUCAAGCUGGCCCAGGAGAACAUCAUGGACUUGGAGAACGACAAACAACAGCUGGAAGAGAAAAUUAAAAAGAAAGAGUUUGAUAUCCACCAGCAGAACAGCAAAAUUGAAGACGAGCAAGCUCUGGGUUUACAGCUGCAGAAGAAACUGAAGGAGCUCCAGGCACGAAUUGAGGAGCUGGAAGAGGAGAUGGAGGCGGAACGCGCAGCUCGCGCCAAGGUGGAGAAACAGCGCUCCGACCUCUCGCGAGAACUGGAGGAGAUCAGCGAGCGUCUGGAGGAGGCCGGAGGGGCCAACUCGGUGCAGAUCGAGCUGAACAAGAAGCGGGAGGCCGAGUUCCAGAAGAUGCGACGCGACCUGGAAGAGGCCACGCUGCAGCACGAGGCCACGGCGGCCACCUUGCGCAAGAAGCACGCGGAUUCCGUGGCCGAGCUGGGCGAGCAGAUCGACAACCUGCAGCGGGUGAAGCAGAAGCUGGAGAAGGAGAAGAGCGAGCUGAAGCUAGAACUGGACGACGUGGCCUCCAACAUGGAGCAGAUUCUGAAGGCCAAGGCAAAUUUGGAGAAGAUGUGCCGUACCUUCGAGGACCAAUCUACGGAUCACCGCGCCAAGUUAGAGGAGACCCAACGGACGCUCAAUGACGCAAACACCCAGCGAGCGAAACUGCUCACCGAAAAUGGAGAACUCGCCCGACAGCUUGAGGAGAAAGAGGCCUUAGUUUCCCAGCUGACUCGUGGGAAACAAUCCUACACACAACAGAUGGAGGACCUCAAGAGACAACUGGAAGAGGAGAGCAAGGCCAAAAACGCUCUAGCGCACGCUCUCCAGUCCUCCCGCCAUGACUGCGACCUUCUGAGAGAACAGUAUGAGGAGGAGAUGGAAGCCAAAGCGGAGCUCCAGCGUGUCCUCUCCAAGGCCAAUUCGGAGGUGGCCCAGUGGAGAACCAAGUAUGAAACGGAUGCCAUCCAGAGAACAGAGGAGCUGGAGGAGGCCAAGAAGAAGCUGGCCCAGCGGCUGCAGGAGGCUGAGGAAGCAGUGGAAGCGGUGAACGCCAAGUGUUCCUCGCUGGAGAAGACCAAACACCGCCUGCAGAAUGAGAUUGAAGAUCUCAUGGUGGACGUGGAGCGCUCGAAUGCAGCCGCAGCUGCCCUGGACAAGAAGCAAAGGAACUUUGACAAGAUCCUCUCCGAAUGGAAGCAGAAGAACGAAGAAUCUCAGGCGGAGCUGGAGGCAUCCCAGAAGGAGUCCCGUUCCCUCAGCACAGAGCUCUUCAAGCUGAAGAACGCCUACGAGGAGUCCCUGGAACUCCUAGAGACCUUAAGAAGAGAGAACAAGAACUUGCAAGAGGAGAUUUCGGAUCUCACCGAACAGCUGAGCCAAGGGGCCAAAAGUAUGCAUGAGCUGGAAAAAGUGAAGAAGCAGCUGGAGUCUGAGAAAGUGGACUUACAAGCAGCUCUGGAAGAGGCAGAGGCCUCUCUGGAACAUGAGGAAGGCAAGAUCCUCCGAGCUCAGCUGGAGUUCAACCAGAUCAAGGCCGAAAUUGAACGCAAGUUGACCGAGAAGGACGAGGAGAUGGAGCAGGCCAAGCGGAAUCAUCUGAGGACGGUGGACUCGCUCCAAGCUUCCCUGGAUGCGGAGACCCGCAGCCGCAAUGAGGCCUUGAGGAUCAAGAAGAAGAUGGAGGGCGACCUCAACGACAUGGAGAUCCAGCUCAGUCAAGCGAAUCGGGUGGCCGCCGAAGUUCAGAAGCACCUCAAGAUCGCUCAUGCCCACCUCAAGGACACUCAGAUUCAACUGGAUGAUGCCCUUCGAGCCAAUGAGGACCUGAAGGAGAACAUCGCCAUCGUGGAAAGACGGAAUACGCUGCUGCAGGCUGAGCUGGAAGAGCUACGUAGCGUAUUGGAGCAGACGGAGCGUGGGCGGAAACUGGCAGAACAGGAGCUGACGGAGGCCAGUGAGAGGGUCCAGCUCCUCCAUUCUCAGAACACCAGCCUCAUCAAUCAGAAGAAGAAGAUGGAGGUUGACCUGACGCAGCUUCAAUCAGAAGUGGAAGAAGCUGUGCAGGAGUGCCGAAACGCUGAGGAGAAGGCCAAGAAAGCCAUCACAGAUGCGGCCAUGAUGGCGGAGGAGCUCAAGAAGGAGCAAGACACCAGCGCCCACCUGGAGAGGAUGAAGAAGAACAUGGAGCAGACCAUCAAGGAUCUCCAGAUGCGUCUGGACGAGGCGGAGCAGCUGGCCCUCAAAGGCGGCAAGAAGCAGCUCCAGAAACUGGAGGCCCGAGUACGAGAGCUGGAGAACGAGCUGGAAGGGGAGCAGAAACGCAACGUGGAGAACAUCAAAGGGAUGCGCAAGUGUGAGAGACGCAUCAAGGAGCUCACCUACCAGACCGAAGAGGACAAGAAAAACUUGCUGAGACUCCAAGACCUGGUAGACAAACUGCAGAUGAAAGUGAAAGCUUACAAAAGACAAGCCGAAGAAGCGGAAGAGCAAGCCAACACCAACCUGGCCAAGUUCCGGAAGGCUCAGCACGAGCUGGACGAAGCCGAGGAACGGGCGGACAUCGCCGAGUCCCAGAUCAACAAGCUGAAGGCCAAAAGUCGCGACGUGGGAGGAAAGAAACUUCUCGAUGAAGAGUGAGGAAGCCAGGGGGGGAAAAAACUUAUUUUAGCCUAAGUAGCCAUUUAGCGACAACUUUUGCCUCGAGAGGCCCUAAUAGUGAUUAUAGAGCUGUGAAAUAAAUCUGAAUAGCA